Molecule: messenger RNA, 1300 nt
Organism: Xiphophorus hellerii (green swordtail)
Lineage: Eukaryota; Metazoa; Chordata; Actinopteri; Cyprinodontiformes; Poeciliidae
Gene: camlg
Product: calcium modulating ligand
Exons: 4
Coding region: 147-962 (271 amino acids)
Biological process (GO): tail-anchored membrane protein insertion into ER membrane
Cellular component (GO): GET complex
Source: RefSeq, a predicted model, not a curated record
AUGACGUCAUCAAUGUGCGCCCGGUUCCUUCAUUCUGUCGUGUUUUCCGUGAGGCAUUAAUCUGUCAGAAGCUUUUGUUCCGCCUGCUGCUGAUCGCUGGUCGUGUUUUCUGUGGUCACACCGGGAAGUGUUAGCCGAACCUGGGCAUGGAGGCCGGGGAGGAGAAGACGGGCUCCGUGUCUGCGGCUCAGCAACGGGCGGAGAAACGGAGGAGGAAACUGCUGCUCAACUCGGAGGACAGAAUGAACAGAAUCGUCGGAUUCGCUAAAACCGAGCCGGAUCACAGCGCAGCCGGCCUGCGUUCCGUCGAACCGCGCUUCCACCUGGACCUGGACAGGUCAGAGCCGUGGUCCUCGCCUUCGCCCAGGCCAGGCGCCCGCUCCCACACCGCCACGCCGGAGAGGCGGGGCUCUCCGCUGCCGGACUUCGGCCAGCCUCGCAGAGCGUCUCUGGAGGGCGACGUGGGAGGACUCCGCCACAGAGCGAAGGCGUCAGACGAGGCCGGCGGCUCGCCGCGCCGAGGCCUCCAUCAAUACUUAUCUCGCUUUGAUGACGCCAUGAAGCUUCGGAGCCAGCUGGCCAAUGAGAAGCCGGCGCAGGACGGCGAUUCUGACGUAGAGGAGUUCGAUCCGUUUCGGGUCUUCCGGCUGGUCGGCAGCGUCCUCCUCGCUGUUUUCGUCAGAGUUUUUGUCUGCAAGUAUCUGUCAAUAUUUGCUCCAUUUCUGACCCUUGAACUCGCCUACAUGGGAUUGUCAAAAUACUUUCCAAAGGUGGAGAAGAAAAGCAAAACCACGGUUCUGACGGCCGCCCUGCUGCUGUCCGGCAUCCCGGCCGAAGUCAUCAGCCGCUCCAUGGACACCUACCGCAGGAUGGGCGACGUCUUCUCCGACCUCUGCGUCUACUUCUUCACCUUCAUCAUCUCCCACGAGAUCCUGACGCUGUUCGGCUCAGAGACGCCCUGACAGAACAAAACCACACCUUCUUCUUCCCCUCCUCAUACCGAUGAGGCUUACUCGUUUGCGCCCCCUGGUGUUUACAUUCUGCAGCCUUCUGUUGAGGGCUGCACCCCCUGAUGAUCAGCUCUAAUCACAGUCCAGUGCUUAAACCUGCAUGUUGAUUUUACUGCUUACAGAAACUCUGGAAGAGGUUUCAUGUUUUGAUUUUGUUUGCAAUCCAGGUCCAUCUUUAUUAAAACCAAUAUUUCAGGCACAGAACAUGUAAAAAACAGAAUCUUACCAAGUAUUUUUUAUCUAGUUUCCAGUACAAAUAAUUUAAUAAACUUGAAUUUAUACAAAACUAA